This is a messenger RNA of Pomacea canaliculata, 3699 nucleotides long. RefSeq names its product tonsoku-like protein. Lineage: Eukaryota; Metazoa; Mollusca; Gastropoda; Architaenioglossa; Ampullariidae. The transcript has 5 exons. The record is from RefSeq and is a predicted model, not a curated record. The coding region runs from base 500 to 2248 and encodes 582 amino acids. Gene Ontology annotation, molecular function: protein binding.
GAAUGGGGCCCAGACCUUGGUCAAUCGAAAUGUAAACAUAUAUACUGGGAAAAUAAUUUGCGGUUACUAUACCCGGAAAGGCCGUCUACCCAGGGCUCUCAGCGGCCCUGGGCAGCACUGAGGUCUUUCUGCCCGGUGGGCGGGGCUAUAUGCUUGCUUCUGGGACAGGUGCGCGGUGCUCACCUUUUCGGUAAUGAGUUGACGGAAAUCAUGCAGCCCGUCAGUGUUAGCGUGAACACGGCAGACAACAUUUUCCUGCUUGAUACGACUGGCUGCCUUUGAUUGUUGUACUAAGACGCGUAUAUGUGCUACUAUAUAGCACUGGAGAUGUGAACGCGUUCUCUUGCCGCGCCACCCCAUUCGCGGGAACACCUGUAGCCAACCGCCGCCCUUUUGUGUCGUGCGGCGGUCUGUAGUGCAGUGCAAGUCGUGUUCUUGACUGCCGCACCGACAACCAACUCCGGAGGUGGUUUUUUCGUAGCGUUGUGAUUUGUUCAGAAUGUGUCUGACAGCUUUUAAAGCAGUUAUGGAACUGGGAGGGUGCAGAGGAGAGUUGGAGCAAGAUCAAAAGAACAACAAUGAGCAGAAGAUGAGUCACUGUCCAGUGCCAGGAGACUCUGACCACUUGCCAGAAGUGCCAGCACCAGCGACUAUGGGCUACCUGCAUUUGUCCUUCGAAUACCAUAGAGGAAUCUUGAAAAUUCGGGUGUGGCAGAUCAGCGACCUUCUAUUGCCUCCACCCCAGAUCUCGAUGAUCUACUCAAUAUUUGUGAGAACCUACAUGAUCCCAGACCAGGCUAAGAAGACUAAUAGGCAGACAGAGGAUGUUGUAGUGGAUUCCUCCAGUGGGAGACAGUCUGAAACCCCAAAGACAGGCAUCCAGCACAUAUUUACACCAUCCUCCUUCAAAUUCUCUAAUCCACUGCUGUACACAGGGGUGACACCUGACAUUGUGAAAGAACGCAGUUUGCAGUUCGAAGUGUGCAUGACUCAGAAACACUCACACCGCACCUUCCUGAUGGCCAUGGUCCACAUGCCUUUACGGGUGGCUGUACGCAAACCUAUCCGUGAAAAAUACCCCCUCAUUCCAUGCAUGAAUAUCACUAUUCCCAACAACAUGCGUGUGUACAGUGCCAGAGACUUGCAGCUGGAGGUGAGCAAUAACAGGACUGACACUCACACCAGACCCAGCAGACUUGCACCAGAUAAAGACCUGUUUCCCCUCUCAGUUCAGAAUGCACGAGAGACUGAUCUAGAGGAGGUUGUGUCAAUAAGUGGUGAUGAUUUUCUCAGGUCACAUCUUGCACUAUGUCUUGAUUCAGAUGAUGAUGAUGACGCUGGAGUUAAAGAAAAGGGUCAAGAUUUGACAGAAGUGGUGAUCAGUGCUGGCGUUGGAUCUGGAGGAUCUUCAAGCACAACGCUUGACAUGCCAUCAUCAGAUGAGGAAUAUGGCAAGAAAGCUAAUACACCAAAUACUGUGAUCACAACUUUGGCAGUGGAAGAAAGAUCUUCUGUCAGUAUAUCUGCUGUACAAACCUAUCCAUGCAAUGGAUCUAAAAAGAAAAUUAUUCCAAGUGAGUGUCUUAGAAAGAUAGGUUUGGAGGAUGUAAGUGUGACACCGCAGGCACAGGAAAGAUUUUCAGAUAUGAAGACUUCUUUAUCUUCUGAGGAGUAUAAUGCAGAUCUCUCAAGAAGUGAUGUAUCUGAGCAUGUGCGCAAAAAAGUAAUUCCAGACAAGGUUCCUAAUUUUAGGUUAAACUUUCCAAAUUCAGAAGAGAGUUGUGGCGCCAGUAGUGUGGUGUCUCAGCAAACUGAAGAUGACAGUGAGAGCAAAAGUCUCAGAGAGACAGCUAAGAAUAGACACGUAGUAGCAAGUCAAUCAAAUGAAAGUGUCACAAAACUCAGAAAGGUUCCAGAGCUGCAAAAAGAAACAUAUGCACUAGAGGGUGCUAACAAUGCAUCAUUUCAGAAGAUACAAUCCUCUUCAAGCCCGCCAACACCACGCUGCUCUCCAACACUAGAACUUUCUCCAUUUCCACCAUCAUCUCGGCCAGAAACACCAGUGUGGGAUUACUAUGAUUUUGAUGAUGAGGGUGAGCCACAGAUUGAGAACAAUAUUUUGGAGCAUAGCCUUAGAGAACUCCAGCAUAGUUCACAUUCCUUGUCCUUGAAUCCUGUGCUUCCAAUGAUGCUAGAUGAUGAUUUUGACACGCUUGAUGAAGAUAAACCAUCACUCAGACCAUUGUAAUUACUGGCACUAAUUCUAAGAAUCAAAGGAAAUCAAACAGCUCAUGUUGUAAGAAAGUGAUGAAAUAUAAUCAUAGAAAGAUCUGAAUUAUUUUUCCAGAUAAAGAACUUUUAGUUCUUUGCCUCAUUGCAUUUCAUAUCAUUUAGCAUAUAGAUGGAGACAGGAUCUCAAAAUCCAGAUGAAUCUGAAUCUUGAAAUAAAUCACAAAAAUCUUAAAUAUGUUGCACAAGAGUAGACCAUUGUGCCUUAAAACUUUUACUUCCAAAGCACAGACAGGACUGCACUGUUUGUGUAAUUACAAAGUUCAGAGUCCCAUUUUAUUGCUUUCAAGUCUUCAAGUCUGGAUUGUGCCAGAAAUUUUUACGUGAAAGAGUUGUGCUUUUAAACAAGUGAAUUAAUAAGGUCAGAAUAUCUUCUUUAAUCUAGAAGAUUCCCAUCAUGAGUAUGCCUCACAUGUAGAAUGUAGAAAUAUUUUACAUGCUGUACUGUGCUGUGUGUGUGUGUAAGUGAGACAGAGUGGAAGAAUUGUUUAUAAAAGUGUUCAUGUUAACCAGUUGUACCUCAUGUUGUUCAUGAGGACCUUUGCAGCAUAUUUUACCAAAGGCGUGCCUUGGAAUCCUCGUUUCAUGUGCCUUCCUUCUACUGAUGAGUUAAUGGUUUUAUUGACAAGGCAUUUUGCUGAUCUAUGAAUUAAGAUCUGUGUGCAUGCAUACAUGCUUGUAUGCAGGCAUAUGUGUGUGCAUGCAUGCACACAUGAAUUUACACAUGAAUGCAUAUUUUUUAUAAUUUUAUGCAAUUUUGUGUACAUAAUCAAAAAGGCAUAAUUAAACUUUUUAAAAAUAAUGGACUGAUGGGGACAGUUUUUUUUUUCAAGUGUGGGUGAUAAAGCAAUCAGUUGAAGUGAACUUUAUUGUCAGAGAUUCAGAACUGCUUUUAAAGAUGCAAAAUGUUAAUUUUAUUUUAGUUUCUUUAUAUCUAUGAUUUCUGCUUUUUGUUAAGAUAGAACAGUGCUGUAAUGUGGUAAUGAUCGCAGCUGGACAUUUCUGAUCUGCUGGGUAUACUUUGUGCAUGUAUGUGUUUUAAACUUGGCAGAGAGUUGCUUGCAACUGUGUAUUAAUGGUUGUUGUUUAUUCUCAAAUGUGUGGCUAAACACUGGUUCAUGCUGGACUUUUAAAUGAAGACUCUACCCCUUAGGUUCAAUUAUUUUCCAAAAUAUACUUAUACAUCUGUUCACACUAUUCUUUCAAAGGAAGAUUCACAUCAGAUGUUAAUUCUCCAGACACUUGUUCACACUGAAAACCCUAUGUGCUUGCAAGGUAUAUCCAGUAUGUCAGGAAAGCCUAUAGACAUCUGCAACCAUUACACUGUAACUUCAACAAAUUUAUGUUUACUAGAAAAUAAGCAUUUAACUAUUGUAGUGUUGUGCAUGCAAACAUCAGCAUGGAGUUAUA